CAUGUUCCAAACUUGCAAUCUCCCCAACUUUUCCUCUCCCACAUCUACCUAUAUAUACACUCACCCGCCACAAAAAAGAACUCAUCGCCGGCACCGCCACAAGCAAGCUCGACACAACAGAAACCAUCGCAUCCCAAUUGCCACCGCCGGAGGAGAGAAAAGAAGACGACCAUGUCUGUGAGCAAGCAAUGGACGCGGGUGCGGACGCUCGGCCGCGGCGCGUCGGGGGCAGAGGUGUUCCUCGCGGCGGACGACGCCUCCGGGCAGCUCUUCGCGGUCAAGUCCGCCGUGGGGGCAGCGUGCGCGGCGGCGCUCAGGAGGGAGCAGAUGGUGAUGGCCGGCCUGAGCUCCCCGCGCGUCGUAUCCUGCAUCGGCGGCCGCGGCGCCCGCGACGGCUCCUACCAGCUCUUCCUCGAGUUCGCCCCCGGCGGCUCGCUGGUGGAGCAGGUGAUGAGCAACGGGGGCCUCGACGAGCGCGCCGUCCGCGACUACGCGGCCGAUGUGGCGGCCGCGCUCGCGUACCUCCACGGCGCUGGGAUGGUGCACGGGGACGUCAAGGCGAGGAACGUCGUGAUCGGCGCCGACGGCCGCGCCAAGCUCGCGGAUUUCGGCUGCGCGAGGAAAGUGGGCGCCGGCGUGCCGAUCAUCGGCGGCACGCCCGCGUUCAUGGCGCCGGAGGUGGCGCGCGGCGAGGAGCAGGGCCCCGCGGCCGACGUCUGGGCGCUCGGAUGCACGGUCAUCGAGAUGGCCACCGGCCGCGCCCCGUGGACCGGCAUGGACGGCAACGCGCUCGCCGCGCUGCAUCGGAUCGGGUACACCGAGGCUGUUCCCGAGCUGCCCCAAUGGCUGUCCGCUGAGGCGAAGGACUUCUUGGCCAGAUGCCUUGUCAGGCAGGCCAACGACCGGUGCACGGCGGCACAGCUGCUGGAGCAUCCGUUCUUGGCCGCCGCCGUCGUCGACGCGAAGGCAGAAGCCGUGGAGAGCAAAUGGGUGUCGCCGAAGAGCACGCUGGACGCGGCAUUCUGGGAGUCAGAGUCCGACGCCGACGAGGCGGACGACGAGCCGUCGCACGGCGCGGCCGAGAGGAGGAUCAGCGCAUUGGCCUGCCCUGCUUCGGCGCUCCCGGACUGGGACUCGGACGAGGGAUGGAUCGACGUGCUCUCCGGGCCGACGGAAGCAGCGGACGCAGUUGCCGCGCCGGCCAAGGAGAGGACUGGCAUCAUCGUGCACGACGCGAUCACCAGUGAAGAGGAGUCGAUCGGCGCAGUGUUCGGUGCUCUCGACAUUACCGUGGACGUGGAGCACGGCAGCGUGCUCAACGCAGGGCAAGAAACAUAUGCUGAUGAGUCAGUAGUAGGGCACAAAUCAGUAAUGCAAUCGAUUUCGUUCAUGCCAAAGCACUCUGCUUCGCCAGCGCUGCUCCUCUGUUUAUCUGCUCAUACUCGUGCUCCCCGUUGCGACACGAUUGAUCGGCAAAUUCCGAGAAAAAAUUAG
Molecule: messenger RNA, 1494 nt
Organism: Triticum aestivum (bread wheat)
Lineage: Eukaryota; Viridiplantae; Streptophyta; Magnoliopsida; Poales; Poaceae
Product: mitogen-activated protein kinase kinase kinase 18
Exons: 2
Coding region: 172-1494 (440 amino acids)
Biological process (GO): signal transduction; protein phosphorylation
Molecular function (GO): ATP binding; protein kinase activity
Source: RefSeq, a predicted model, not a curated record